Molecule: messenger RNA, 2922 nt
Organism: Diospyros lotus (date-plum)
Lineage: Eukaryota; Viridiplantae; Streptophyta; Magnoliopsida; Ericales; Ebenaceae
Product: proline-rich receptor-like protein kinase PERK3
Exons: 8
Coding region: 407-2605 (732 amino acids)
Biological process (GO): protein phosphorylation
Molecular function (GO): protein kinase activity; ATP binding
Source: RefSeq, a predicted model, not a curated record
UCGAAGGUGCACGUUAGGCGAAGAUUAGAAAAAGGGCAUGCGCUCCCGAGUUCUGAAAAGAGACCAAUAGAAAACACAGGAAAAUAGAAAGACGUUAAUCUAAAGCUUCAGUACUGAUAGCAGAUUGAAGCCAACGAUUUCUAUCGCCGAGCCAGAAUUCUCUCUCCGAGAACAUCGAAGUAUCGGAGCUCGUGAAAUGGCGUUUGAGUCUCGGAAUCCUCAAUUUUGGCGUCUUAUUUCGGCGGUAUCGCGAGAGUUCAAUCCCCAUUCGGUGGCAGAUGAGAAUGGCUUUUGCUAGUAGCGUUUGUUUGGUACUCGAAGUCUUGAGAUCGUCUUCGGAGCGAUCUGGCCGUUGGUUUGGUUGAAUCUUGCAGAUCUGGAAUCUUCGAGCGAAUUUUUGUCGGUGAUGUCGGCGUCCGCUAGUUUUUUGGCGGUUUCAAGCGGCGCUGGUGCAAUAAUGAAGGCCCAAUGGAUAGUGCUAAAGCAGGUGAUCAUAUUAUGCUACAUCUUAUAUGCCACUGAUGCGGAUUUAAGCGCUCCAACAGGAGCACCUUUACCUAUGCCUCCUAUUCAUGAUCUGCCCCUGCCAGCCAAUCUGCCUUCAUUCCAUAAGCCACGUUGGAACCAUUUUUCACCUCAUGGUGCUCCUAAGCUUGUUCUAGCACCAUCUCAGCCUCCUAAUUAUGGCCCGCUGAUAACCUCUACUCACCCCCCUUCAAGGUCACAAUUGUCAAAACCAUCAAUGAAGAAGAAUGGUUUAGUGCCUCCCAGUAGUGGCUUUGCACCUCCUCGUUUAGCAGAUAUUGCCCCGACGCAGUAUAAUGCUGGUACAAUUCCUACUGGUUUAGCUCAGCCACCGCUAUCUCCUUAUGCCUCCAACUGUUGUGGCCCAGACAUGGUGUUGAAACGAGGGAGCCAAGAUUGCCAUUGUGCAUACCCAGUAAAGGUCGAUCUUCUUCUGUUGAAUGUGUCAGCAAAUGCAAAUUGGAAUCUUUUCCUAGAACAAUUUGCUUCUCAACUUAGUCUGCGGGUUUCUCAGAUUGAGUUGAUCAACUUUUAUAUGCUUAGCUUAUCAAGGCUUAAUAUUUCAAUGGAUAUUACUCCAUAUAAAGGAAUCAGUUUCUCUGCGGCUGAAGCAUCUGCAAUAAACUCUUCGCUUUCUAUGCAUAAAGUUCAUCUAGACCCUACUUUAGUGGGUGAUUACAAACUUCUCAACAUAACCUGGUUUAAGCCCCUUGUUCCAUCUCAAGCUCCUGUAGCUGCUUCACCUCCAGCUAUAGCACAUCAUCACCUGCCCUCACCUCCUAUAUCAGUUGCCACUUCAAACAAAGGGCGACAUUCAAAUCUGAUUCUCAUUGUUGGAAUUAGUGCUGGUGUUGUGAUAAUUGCCAUCUUUGCUGUCCUUAUAAUAUGUUCACGUUCCUCUCAUCGAGGGAAGGCAAAAGCUUCUAUCAAAGAGACUGCAAAGAAAAGAACUGUUGAUGCAGUUCCAGUUGCAGGAUCUCUUCGCCACCCAACCAGUACAAGGUUUCUAGCUUAUGAAGAACUUAAAGAAGCAACAAACAAUUUUGAACCUGCUAGUAUACUCGGAGAAGGUGGAUUUGGCCGAGUUUUCAAAGGUGUUUUAAGUGAUGGUACAGCUGUAGCUAUAAAGAGGCUUACUAGUGGUGGGCAGCAAGGGGAUAAGGAGUUCCUAGUUGAGGUUGAGAUGCUCAGUCGGUUGCAUCAUCGUAAUCUUGUGAAACUUGUGGGUUAUUGUAGUAGUCAUGACUCCUCGCAGAACCUCCUGUGUUAUGAGCUUGUUCCAAAUGGAAGUCUGGAGGCUUGGCUUCAUGGUCCACUGGGAGUAAAUUGUCCUCUGGAUUGGGAUACCAGAAUGAAGAUUGCUCUUGAUGCUGCUAGAGGACUUGCAUACCUGCAUGAGGACUCACAACCUUGUGUCAUCCACCGAGAUUUCAAAGCAUCCAAUAUAUUGCUUGAGAACAACUUCCAUGCUAAAGUUGCUGAUUUUGGCCUUGCUAAACAAGCUCCUGAAGGAAGGAUAAAUUACGUUUCUACCCGUGUUAUGGGCACAUUUGGGUAUGUAGCCCCCGAAUAUGCUAUGACUGGACAUCUGCUAGUAAAAAGUGAUGUCUACAGCUAUGGGGUUGUUCUACUUGAGUUGCUGACUGGAAGGAAACCCGUUGAUAUGUCCCAACCAUCAGGACAGGAGAACCUUGUUACUUGGGCUAGACCAAUUCUUAGAGAUAAGGACCGACUGGAAGAAUUAGCUGAUCCAAGGUUCGGGGGGAAGUACCCAAAGGAAGAUUUUUUAAGGGUUUGCACAAUAGCUGCAGCUUGUGUUGCUUCUGAGGCCAGCCAGAGGCCCACGAUGGGAGAAGUGGUGCAGUCACUUAAAAUGGUGCAGCGUGUGAUCGAGUAUCAGGAUCCGAUGUUGGCUUCCUCCAACGCCCGUCCAAACCUCAGACAGUCAUCUACUACCUUUGAGUCUGACGGGACAUCCUCAAUCUUCUCAUCCGGUCCGUACUCCGGUUUAAGUGCCUUCGAGAAUGAUAACAUCUCUCGGACUGUUGUAUUCUCUGAAGAUCUACACGAAGGAAGAUGAGGAUUUUUAACCAUUUCAUUAGAAGCCAGAUCCAAAGUUUUUGACCAUAUGACAAUACAAGGCUGCAAAGGCAUUUUGCUGUGUAAACUUAGGGGAUUCCGGACUUAGAAUUUCGUGGAAAUGGCAAAGGCUUUCAUGGUUGAUAGUUUGUACAUAUAUGCGUCUAUUGCGUUGCCUUCCCAUGUGGGUUUUCUUUUGUGUGGUCGCUUAAUGGGAUGUUUCGGAGUGUUGUGUUCCUUAGGGUUUCAUUGCCUGCGCUCUUUCUUGUUCUGUAAAAAUCGGAGAAAGGAAAUGGGAACAAAAUUGAAUUGCUUUUA